Molecule: messenger RNA, 1008 nt
Organism: Perkinsus marinus ATCC 50983
Lineage: Eukaryota; Perkinsozoa; Perkinsida; Perkinsidae
Product: Protein yhjJ precursor, putative
Exons: 1
Coding region: 1-1008 (335 amino acids)
Molecular function (GO): metal ion binding
Source: RefSeq, a predicted model, not a curated record
AUGAGGAGUAGGGAGGGCAACGGGGUUAGUCGUCGUAGUGCUGUUGAGGCAGCUGCUCCGAUCGUCGAGCCUUCACCUAUUCUACCUAGGAAUCCAGCUGUUCGGGUCGGUACCCUUAGUAACGGGUUGCAGUAUGUGAUUCAAGAUCAUAAGGAUGUUGGUGGGAAGUCAGUCCAUGCAACACUGGAGGUUCAUGUUGGUAGUCGGGAUGAGAGUGCAGGGGAGCAGGGGAUGGCACAUCUUGUAGAGCAUGCUGCCUUCAUGGGCUGUGAUAAGGAGAGGGCGGCACUGGCCAUGAAGGGAGGACAGAGUAAUGCCGAGACGGAUUAUCAUCAUGUUAGCUUCGAGACUGUGGUCCUUAACGCGGAAGGCCUUGGGGCUGCUCUUGAACUACUGCGACAGGCGGGCUUUGAGGCGAAGUUGAAUAGGGAUGUAGUGGAGAGGGAAAGGCUGGUGGUGCUGCGUGAGAAGGCCCAGAUGGAUACGCAUGACUAUGCCCAAGAGUGUGCGGCGUUAGAGGCCCUGCAUAGGGAAAAUGUAUUGGGCACGCAGUUUCCUAUUGGGAGCUCUACCCUAGUACAGGGAUGGACGGUGGGACAAGUGAAAGACUUCUACAAGAAGUGGUUCAGACCAUCCAAUAGCACAUUGUUCAUCGUUGGGGAUCUUAACGGGCGAGAGGAGGAAGUCAUUUCUGAAAUCGAUCGGAAAUUUCAAGCUGUCGAAGCAGGUGUUGCUGCUUUACGUAAGCCCGUGUACCAUGAGUGGCAUCCUAAGGCUCCGACUAUUCGCAUAGACUCCCAGUCGCAGAAUUCUGCUGUGGGUCGCAUAACGUUGAUGUCUAAGCAGCCAGUGCAUCCAUUGCGGACUUUGGCCGACAUGAGGAAGUAUGUAGCAGAGGACAUCGCUAUACGAGCGGUGGCUUCGAGACUUCAGAGGGCGAGCAGGGGUAUGGGGGUCCCGGUCGUGGCCCGAGGCCGACUGUGUGGACAGCAUUCGGGAGGGCUGUAG